Cyprinus carpio (common carp) is the source of this 2171-nucleotide messenger RNA. RefSeq names its product insulin-like growth factor-binding protein 5. Bases 238 to 876 code for a protein of 212 amino acids. Lineage: Eukaryota; Metazoa; Chordata; Actinopteri; Cypriniformes; Cyprinidae. Gene Ontology annotation, biological process: regulation of insulin-like growth factor receptor signaling pathway. Gene Ontology annotation, molecular function: insulin-like growth factor II binding; insulin-like growth factor I binding; fibronectin binding. Gene Ontology annotation, cellular component: extracellular region. The record is from RefSeq and is a predicted model, not a curated record. The transcript has 4 exons.
CCAGCCCCUGAAGGUGUCAUAACUGUGCUCUCUCCCUCUCGCUCUCUAUCACCGCCUUUCAGAUCUUUAAAAGCCGCUGCUUGCCGUUUCUCACUCGUUCUCGGUUUGUAUCCUCUGGCACUGCAGGGGACUCCCAGCUCGCAGCCUCACCAAGCUGAAAAGCGAGCAAAGAAACAGAGAGGGGAAAGAGAAACAGACUUCCAGAAAUAGCAUCAGCCACGUACGACAGAACCGAGCAUGGAGAACCUGAGACCCGGACGCAAGAUGUCUUUCCUUUCCAACUUGAUGCCAGUUGUCCUGUUGCUGAUCAUCUACAGUGGAUCCUGGUCUUUGGCGGGUCGCUUGGGCCCCCACAAAAACUGCAUGACCUGCAAAGACGGGAACCCGUCGGGCACGGGCCGGGCCUCCAGGGACCCGGCCGGGGCACCCAGCACCACCGUGUUGGCGUCAGGGGAGCCCUGUGGGGUUUACACCCUGAGUUGCGCCAAGGGGCUUCGCUGCGUACCCCCUCCACGUGAACACAGCCCCCUUCAGGCUCUGCUGCAGGGCAGAGGCUCCUGCACCAAACAAAGCAGAACCAGUCCCACCGAGAGGCCCCGCCCCACAGGGCCAAAUCCUUCAAAUAGUGGUGAAAUAGACAAGGCUCCAUGUCGUAAGCUGCUCAACUCUGUCUUGCGAGGUCUCGAACUCACCAUUUUCCAGUCCGACCGUGACAUCUACAUCCCAAACUGUGACACCCGUGGGUUCUACAGGAAAAAGCAGUGUCGGUCUUCUAAGGGCAUGCAGCGCGGCCACUGCUGGUGCGUCGACGAGAUGGGCAACACCGUGCCAUCACGUGCCGGGGAGGAUGGCAUUUUACCAUGUGAUGGAGAGUGAGGGGAGCGACGACCCCACGGCUCUGAGCCUGGAGGAAGAGGAGGGGUACAGGGAGAGGGGAUGACUUCAGCUCGGUGCAAGACACUGCCUGACCAGGACACACCAGGGAUAAACCACUUCACACGGGAACGGGCCCUCACUCAGAAUGUCCAGACCACGUUCACUGCCAUAAACUCGAAUAAACAGCAUCAGAACACAGAAAUAAUGACCACUACACCACAUGAGCUUAAGUUGGGAUAGGUCAGCUGUUACAGAGAGAUAUUUAAUUCCUGGCCACAACUAUGUUUGUUUCUCAAUGGGCUGUUUAACUAUUAAGCAGAUGGGGUGACGUCCCCUCUCCCCUUCUCCAAAGAUACACUGACAAAACUAUACAUAUGAAAACGGAAUAUACCUUUGCGUCUAAUUUAUUCUGGAGUAUUACUAAAUUUCCUUGAAGACUUGCAUACUUUUGAAUCGUACACAUUGUCAUGUAAUCGACAUCUAAACGCUAUCAUAAUGUGCACAUUUGGGAAGUACUCCUUUUUCGUUCAUACGACACUGACCGCAAACACACGUCGUGGAUUAUUUGUACAUAAGUGAGGUUAUCGUGGUUGGUUGUGUCAUGAGGUGGAAUAUUCUUGAAUGCUGAUGGCUGUUACCUUUUUCGAGAAGUUGUUAGGCAUAUUUUUAUAUAUUUCAAUAUGCUAUUUUAUAUAUAUAAAUAUAUAUAAAAUAUAUAUAAAUUGUUGAUUUAUUUAAUGAACUACAAUGCCAUGUAUUUUUAUAUUGUCAGCAGUUUUUUCAUUGUCAAAACAGAGCUUAGUUUAUUUGCUAAGAGAGUGAGCGCCAUGCGUUGGUGUCACCAUAAAAAGGGAUUAAAAACAAAAAUACAACUUAAAGACACCCUUAAGAGCAUUUACUGCUGUACAUGUGUUUUUUAUGUAAUUUGUAUUAUUUUAUGUCAUUAUUUAUGUCGAUAUGUUGAUCCUUCAGUAUUGGAAAGUGUUACUAUAUCGCUUAAUUUUCAAUAUUUCAGAUUGUAUUCUGGGUAUUUUGUUCAGAACUCUGUGUUUUCUCAUUCCCAAAAUGCAUUGAGAAAAAAAGUGCACAAAAUAAUGUCUGAUCAAUGUACCUCACACUGAUUUUGUUGUAUCGAUAUAUGUGCCAGUAGUUGUGGGCCCUUGAAAAGGAGCCCAUUGCAAAAAAAUAUAUAUAUAAUGUGUGCAAGAACUAUGAUACAAAAAAUAUACAAAAAAAAAAUAAAUAAAUAAAAACAAACGGAUACAGAGAAAAAUAAAUGCAUAUGUUAAUAUAAA